Molecule: messenger RNA, 2343 nt
Organism: Otolemur garnettii (small-eared galago)
Lineage: Eukaryota; Metazoa; Chordata; Mammalia; Primates; Galagidae
Gene: DZIP1L
Product: DAZ interacting zinc finger protein 1 like
Exons: 15
Coding region: 16-2343 (775 amino acids)
Biological process (GO): cilium assembly
Cellular component (GO): cytoplasm; ciliary basal body
Source: RefSeq, a predicted model, not a curated record
GGGCUUCCCCUGUCCAUGCAGUCCCCAGCUGCCACUGCUGAGGGCCUCAACAGCCCCCUCUUUGGGCCCUACACAUUCCCCAUCUUCAAGUUUCAGCCUCGCCACCAUGAGAGCAUGGACUGGAGGCGCAUUAGUGCCCUGGACGUGGACCGUGUGGUCCGGGAGCUGGACGUGGCCACUCUGCAGGAGAACAUCACUGGUGUCACCUUCUGUAACUUGGACCAAGAGGUGUGCAGCCGCUGUGGGCAGCCCGUGGACCCAGCACUGCUCAAGGUGCUGCGCCUGGCACAGCUCAUCAUUGAGUACCUGCUGCACUGCCAAGAGUGCCUGAGCACCAGCGUCGCCCAGCUGGAGGCGCGGCUGCAGGCCAGCCUGGGCCAGCAGCAGCGUGGGCAGCAAGAGCUGGGCCGCCAGGCCGACGAGCUCAAGGGCGUGCGGGAGGAGAACCGCCGGCGUCGCAAGAUGAUUAGCACCCUGCAGCAGCUGCUGAUGCAAACGGGUGCCCACAGCUACCACAUGUGCCACUUGUGUGACAAGACGUUCAUGAAUGCCACCUUUCUUCGGGGCCACAUCCAGCGCAGGCAUGCAGGCGUGGCAGAAGGUGGAAAACAGAAGAAGCAGGAUCAGCCAGUGGAAGAGGUGUUAGAAGAGCUACGGGCCAAGCUAAAGUGGACCCAAGGGCAGCUGGAAGCCCAGAGGGAGGCUGAGAGGCAGCGGCAGCUCCAGGAAGCAGAGAUCACUCUUCAGAGGAAAGUAGAAGCUAAGAAAGAAUUUGAUGAAUGGAAAGAAAAAGAGCAGAGCAAGCUUUACGGGGAAAUAGAAAAGCUAAAAAAGUUAUUUUGGGAUGAAUUUAAAAGUGUUGCCAACCAGAACUCUACGCUAGAAGAGAAACUGCGGGCACUGCGGCCCCACACUGUGAUGGAGUCCAACCUCGGGUCUCUGCGGGAUGAGGAGCUGGAGGAGCGACUCCAGCAGUCACAGGAACUCCAGGCCCUGAAAGAGAAGAUGGAAAGUCAGAAAAUUGAGUGGAAGAGAAAAAUGAAGGAACUGCAUGAAGAGCAUGUGGCUGAGAAGAGAGAGCUGCAGGAGGAGAACGAGAGACUCCAGGCCUCCCUAUCUCAGGAUCAGAGGAAGGCAGCUGCCCAGGCCCAGCGUCAAAUUAGUGCCCUCCGCACCCGGCUGCAGGAACAAGCCAGGCUCAUCGCCUCCCAGGAGGAGAUGAUCCAGACCUUGUCCCUCAGGAAGGUGGAGGGGGUCCGUGAAGCACCAAAGGCUGCAGACACAGAGGAGGAUUCUCCUGAAGAGCUGGAGGACUCCGGAGAUGAGCAGCAGGAGGUGCUGGCAGCCCUGAGGAGUGACCCUACUUUGUUGAAGCAAUUCAAGCCCAUCCUGGAGGACACCCUGGAAGAGAAGCUGCAAAGCCUGGGGAUAAAGAAGGGUGCAAAGGGAAUCUCGGUUCAGACUCUCAGACACCUGGAGUCCCUGCUAAGAGCCCAGCGGGAGCAGAAGGCCCGAAGUUUUUCUGAAUUUCUGAGUCUGAGGGAGAAACUCAUCCAGGAAAUCACCAGCAGAUUGAAGGAGAAACAGGAGAAUAGGGCUGCAGUGUCCCAGCGAGAUGGCCAGUCUUCAGUCAAAAACCAGUGGAGUACCCUGGUCACCAGAGAGGCUCAGCCAAAGAGCAGGACCCUGCAGGUGGCAUUGCCUUCCAAGCCAGCGGAGCCACCCAUACCAACUCUUCAGAAACGUAGUAGCCGUGGCAGCCGUGGCCCUGGCCUGACCCAGGUGUCCACCCUGACCCCACGCCCCAGAGUGCAUGGACCCUCCAACACUUCUGCUUCCCCAGGGCCUGGGCGGAGCAGCACAUCCCCGUUCAGCUCUGAGGACUCGGAGGGAGGCUCCGUGCAGCACAUGGCUCGUCAGCCCCUACAAGUUCCUUCCAGGGUGGUGGCCCCGCCGGAGGAUGACUGGGCCUGGUCUGACACGGAGACCUCAGAGAACGCCCCGCCCCCUGACCAGGGCUCAGGAGGGUUGGCUUCUUCCAGAACACUGGUGCAGUCGAUGGUCAAAAACUUGGAGAAGCAGCUUGAAGCCCCGGCAAAGAAGCCUGCUGGAGGGGUCAGUCUGUUUUUAAUGCCCAAUGCCAGGCCACAAAAGGCUGCCACGCUAGGAAAGAAGCCUCAGCUUUCUGAAGAUGAGAGUGACCUUGAAAUCUCUUCCUUAGAAGAUCUUUCCCAGGACCUGGACCAGAGAGAGAAACCCAAGCCCUUGUCUCGCUCGAAGCUCCCAGAAAAGUUUGGGACUAAUUCUUGGAGUUCUGGCCGACCUAGGGUUCCUGGCUGGUAA